AUGAUGCAGCAUUUCACGCUGUUGGUGCUAAUCAGCUUUUACUUGGCCGUUGUAGAAUCAAAGAAUUACAAGAAUGAGAGACCAUGUUUAAGCUCACAAGAUGCUAAGGUUGAGAUCAACAAGCGAAUGGCUGUUGGAAGCUGGGACCAAGCAAAUCACGAAUCAGCCAUUGUUGACACAAGCAUUGUACCUGAUUGUUUGGAUUUAUGCCUUGAUGUGAUGCAUUCAACAGAUUCACAGGUGUCAACUAAUGGCGCAGAACCGCUAGAGCAGCUUGUAAAGAGGUAUGGAUAA
Plasmopara halstedii is the source of this 294-nucleotide messenger RNA. RefSeq lists its product as uncharacterized. NCBI's taxonomy places the organism in Eukaryota, Oomycota, Peronosporomycetes, Peronosporales, Peronosporaceae. The record is from RefSeq and is a predicted model, not a curated record. The transcript has 3 exons. Bases 1 to 294 code for a protein of 97 amino acids.